This is a messenger RNA of Linum trigynum, 2389 nucleotides long. The record is from the annotation of a GenBank genome assembly. Lineage: Eukaryota; Viridiplantae; Streptophyta; Magnoliopsida; Malpighiales; Linaceae.
UGCUCCAAAGAAUGAGAAAUUUUACAAUGCUAUAUAGUAUUGGUGUUAUAAGAUUUUGCCUUUAUGAUACAACUUAAAAUUGUACAUUUACGUUAUGGUACAACUUUAGAUUGUAACUAUACUUUUUGUACAAAUUCUUUUAUGAUACAACUUGGACUUGUACCUUUAUGUGAUGGUACAACUUCAAGUUGUAAAGUUGUACCAUAACAUAAUGGUACAAAUUGCUUUAUGGUACAACUUAAACUUAUACAUUUAAUGUUAUGGUACAACUUUUGUACAUUAAAGCACCAAUACUAUAUAGUAUAGUAGAAGUGCUCCCAAAGAAUAUGUUGACUUUCAUGGAAUAUAAAAGGGUAAAUUGCAAGUUGAUGAGAUACAGGGUUGGGCUUAUAAUGUGCACGUAAUAGUCAUUACUAAUGGAUUAGUUAAUGUUUAGGGUUAGUUAAUUAGUAGCUUGCAUGGGCCAAGGUUAGCACUAGGGGUGGCUAUACGGUCCGGUCCGGUUAAAUUGGCCCAAAUUGAUCCGGUCCAGUCCGGUCUUUUUGAAAAUAUAAGGACCAAAGAUUGGAUUGGAUACAGUCCGGUCUUGAUCCGGUCCGGUUUUGAUCCGGUCCGGUCCCAAUUCGGUCUUGAAAGGGUGAGGAGUUGGUUAAGUUUUGUACUAAGUGCAAAGGUUUGUGACCGUUUAUGCAAAUUACCCUUAAGUUUUGGGUGUUGAGCUCUCUUAUCCGGUCUUUAUCCGGUAUUUUACCUCAAAUCUAAAUCCAAAGAUUGGAUUGGAUUGUUUACUAUCCGGUCCCGGUCCGGUCUCGGUCCGGUUUCCGAUUUUUAAUCCGGUCCCGGUCCAAAUAGCCACCCCUAGUUAGCACGUAGUUUGUAGAGGCGCUAGUGGCGGAUUGGGAGUUCUCUAGGUUAGGUGGCCGAGUUUAGCUAGGUAAGUUAGUAGAGUUCAGGUUAGCUAGGGUUAUGUAUUAGGUUUAGACGCCUAUAUAUUAUAAUCACGGCAUUAGUCCGAUUUAUCAAUUAAUCAAUAAAUAAAAUAGGUCUGAAACUGAAAAUGGCAAAUACUCCGUAAGAUCAGGGUAUGAUUUUGAGCAGUGAAGAAUUAGUGAAGAGGUUGUUGAAAGAGAAGCAGAACAAAAAAGGUGCAGCGGAUGGAAGAAAUUAUGGAAGUUGAACAUCCCCGGGAAGUUGAGGGUGUUCGUUUGGAAGAUUGCUCACAACAUUCUCCCCAUGGGAGAGAAAAUCUGCAAGAGGGUCAAGACAAUGGGGGGAUGAGUGCCCAAACUGCGGUAUGAAAGAGUCGUUGAAACACUGCCUCAAGGAUUGCAGCUGGAUCGAAAGAAUAUGGUCAAAAACCCCUGUGACGGAGCUAUUCUAUAAAGCAGAAAAUAUCACUUGCAGGGAAUGGAUUUUCAAUGUUAUUAAAGAAGCGGAGGAAGGGGAUUUGGAGCGAUUCUGCUCUCUACUCUGGUUUUUUUUUUUUGGAAGGAAAGGAACAACUUUCUGUUUAAUAACAAGUUUUUACGGGAGUGGGGAGUCUUCCCUGGAGCAGAUAAUUACAUUCAUGAUUUUCUUGUUGUCCAAGGGAAGGAGAGAGAUCAGACUUCAUAGUAGGAAAGAGGAAAGGAGAAGGUGUAGAUGGACCAAACCAAUAAGAGGGGUUCUGAAGUUGAAUACUGAUGCUGGAACAAAUUGGAAAGGUGAGGUUGGAUUGGGAUGCGUUGUCAGGAAUUGGUAUGGUGGAGUGUUUAUGGCGGCUAGCAAGACGAUCAAGGUAAGAUGGCCGCCAGAUUUGGCUGAAGGAAUGGCCUUACUUUUUGGCUUGCAGAAAGCGAAAGGAGAUGGGACUUAAAACUAUUCAGGUUGAGACAGAUUGUAAGAGGCUGGUGAAUUUUUUUGAAGGGUGAAGAGUGCAGAACUGAAACGGAUAAUGUCUGCAGAAGCAUUCUGAAGAUGGGUGAAGAGGUCGAAGUUAUUGAUUGGAACUUUACUUUUAGAGAAGCAAACAUUGUUGCCCACUUGCUGGCUCAUCUUUUUAUUUCCCCUGUUAAUGAUGAUAGAGUUUGGAUUGGAGGUAUCCCUUCACAGAUACCUGAUGAUUUGAAUGAAUCACAUCGGUUUUUUCUAUAAAAAAAAACAUAGUGGAUCUGCCCCCUAAUUGCACCUUCUACACUAUUCAUAAUUUAUCUAAAUGGGGGCAAAUGCAUUGAAAAAUGCAUUUACCCCCAAACUUGCUACCCGUCCCAUUAACCCCCUUCCCAAGAGCUAAGAUCAGGUGACUAAGGAGGGGUUCCUUAGUCACUUGCCUAAGUCGAUCUCAGCCCUUCAAGUUCAUUAAAAUCCAAUGGUUCCAAUUAAUUCAAUUUAAGAAAUGGUAAUGUAGUAA